Messenger RNA from Spirometra erinaceieuropaei, 884 nucleotides. Lineage: Eukaryota; Metazoa; Platyhelminthes; Cestoda; Diphyllobothriidea; Diphyllobothriidae. The record is from the annotation of a GenBank genome assembly.
CUGGUUGUGGAAAACCUAGACACCUGCUGUCGCAUUAGUUUGCUCUUGUCAGCUUAUUGUCCUAAUCUCACCAGCGCAUUUGGUAGAGUAGGCCAGUCUUAACUGUCUAGUCUCCUGUUUCAUCGUUCUUCACAGUCAGUCUCUGUCUACAUGUGCCUACGUUCCAAUAUAUAUAUGAGCCGAACCAGUCACUGAAACUUUUAACUGCCCACAAAGUGUGCUACUCUUGUUCAGCUGUGUUUUUGUCUGCAUAUGUCUGCGGCAUCACUUUACUCACAAAAGCCACAUUUUCGCCCGUCUACUAGGCCCGCGAAAAUCGUCGGAUGCUUCGGUCGGGCCAUCACUAAUCCCGUACCUUCUUCCUUUGCCGAGCCAUGAUUGGGGAUUUGGGCAGCGUGCGCCUGCUAAACAGCCUGAGAUGCUUUUUAGUAUAAUGAAAGUUCUCCCUAUGGGGACUUUUCUACCUUCAGCUUUUGCUGUUGUUCCAGUCCGCGAACGGAGAUAGUUUCCACUUUCACACUCUUACUGCUGCUACCAUACUCGUGUUAAUUUAUGCAUCGAUUUGAAAGAGCAGUUAUAAUACAGCUCAGAAAUAUCACAGCAGAAAAGCUCGUUAUUUAGAGGACUCCUAAGGUAUACCGCAGUUUUGGGAAAGAUCUUGCUGCCAUCCAUCUAUAACCAUUGAAUAUACCGAUGAUGAUGAUGAUGAUGGUGGUGGUGGUGGUGGUGGUGGUGGUGGUGGUGGUGGUGGUGAUGAUGAUGAUGAUGAUGAUGAUGAUGAUGAUGAUGAUGAUGAUGAUGAUGAUGAUGAUGAUGAUGAUGAUGAUGAUGAUGAUGAUGAUGAUGAUGAUGAUGAUGAUGAUGAUGAUGAUGAUGAUGAAUAA